CGCGUCUCAUAAAUAUUUUUCAACAAACCCACUAACAAAUACAACAAAGCCCUUUUUUAGAAACAGUAGAUAAUGGUUUCUGAGAUUUAGAUUGACUUUUAAAGCAUUAAAUUUGAUCGUCGACUAUUUUUGUGGUUCCUUUAUCCAACAACUCACUGUUCAAGUUACCUCGUUUGUCAAUUGUAUAAUAUGGAAAGGCCUCUUGGGAAAACCGUGUUGCCAUUAAGCAGGGUAAAAAAGAUUAUAAAAGAGGACGAAGAUAUUCAUUCCUGUUCCAACGCUUCUGCUUUGUUAGUGUCUGUCGCUACUGAAAUGUUUAUUGAGAAGCUGGCAGACCAGUCUUUCCAAUUGGCGAAAUUACAAAAAAGAAAAGGUAUUCAAUAUCGCGACGUUGCCGAUGUUGUUCGCAAAGAUGAUCAGUUUGAGUUUUUGUCAGAUUUAUUUUCUAUUUAACUAGUUGGUGAAUUCAUGCUAUGUUGUGUUUGGAAUAAAAGAAGAAAAAUAAUGUUUCAUUGUCGAUAACAAGUCUUCAUAAAACAUGUUUACCCUGAAAAGGAGCUGAAAGAUUCAAAGGCACGAUGUGUGGGAAAGAUAAAACCAUGAUAAUGUUCAAUUUUCAAUUUGUUUUGUUUAAAAUUUUAUUAAAAUUAUAAACUGAACCUUCCAUACCAACAUUAUACUCCUUGUUCUUGAUCCCUUACAUAUGUAAUUAAGGAAGGAAGGAUACUGAUCUUAAUGCUUCUCAGACAAAAUCUAGCUUGAGAACUGAAUAAACAUCGGUCGAUUCUUGUUUUAUUUUCACAUAGUGACAUGGUAUUACCUAUUCUUCAAACGAAUACUGUUCCCUAUUGCAAGUGGUAAACAUCCAUCCUGGGUUUUUUUAUGAAAUUUAGACAGAGGUUGUACUGCAAAAUAUAAAAGUCUUGAACACAGGAGCCUCAUGAAGCUUCUUUAUCCUUUGUACCCUCGUUGUUUUUAUCUCAUUAUUUUAUUUUAUUUUUUCAACUAUCAAACUCUCAAAUGCAACAAAGUUUUCCUACAGCUUUCCUUAUUUUUUCAACUCUUUUCUUUAUAUUUCCCUACAGAUACUUUUAACAGUAUCUCUUCAACAGUAUUCUUAGCGGACUGGCUCUGAAGACCAAAGUGGCUCUUCCUAACUGAGAAUCCUGUUUCCCUGACAGGAUCGUGUUUUGCAACCACCAGCAAACAAGCUUACUAUAGAAAAGAAAUUACAAACUUUGAUCUGAAAACUAUCAUCAUCUUUAAUUUCCUCGGUAUAUCCUGUUUACAGCGACAAAUUACAUCAUACCUUACUGAGUGACCCAAGUUAUAAAAUGGACAGGAGCCGAAUUCUAUACAUAGCAAACUUACUA
Molecule: messenger RNA, 1373 nt
Organism: Schizosaccharomyces cryophilus OY26
Lineage: Eukaryota; Fungi; Ascomycota; Schizosaccharomycetes; Schizosaccharomycetales; Schizosaccharomycetaceae
Product: histone-like transcription factor family
Exons: 2
Coding region: 190-453 (87 amino acids)
Cellular component (GO): CHRAC; nucleus
Molecular function (GO): protein heterodimerization activity
Source: RefSeq, a predicted model, not a curated record